This is a messenger RNA of Tremella mesenterica DSM 1558, 1092 nucleotides long. RefSeq lists its product as uncharacterized. Gene Ontology annotation, biological process: pyrimidine nucleotide import into mitochondrion. The annotation marks the transcript as partial. Gene Ontology annotation, molecular function: pyrimidine nucleotide transmembrane transporter activity. Gene Ontology annotation, cellular component: mitochondrion. Lineage: Eukaryota; Fungi; Basidiomycota; Tremellomycetes; Tremellales; Tremellaceae. The transcript has 6 exons. The record is from RefSeq and is a predicted model, not a curated record.
AGUAAGAAGAAGAAACAAUUACAAGGAUGGAAACAUUCCGCCGCUGGAAGUCUGGGUGGAAUGACAGGUGCCAUAGUGACUUCUCCAUUCGAUGUUGUCAAAACUAGACUUCAAUCGGACAUGUUCAAACAUCACGAUUCACUUCCGACCAAGACUAUCAGGAGAGGAGGAGCUUGGCAUUUCGUGGAUACAGUGUAUAUGAUUCGACGUAUAGCAGUGGAUGAAGGUUGGAGAGCAUUGUAUAAAGGUCUUGGUCCGAGUUUAGUAGGUAUAAUUCCCGCUAGGGCUAUCAACUUUUAUUUUUAUCCUACUAGUAAAGCAUAUUUAGCGGAGAGGUUUCCUAAUGCACCCACGGAGAAAGAAGGACAAACGGCAGAGGAUAGUCCCUUGAUACAUCUCGGUGCGGCUGUGAUAGCUGGAAUCACCACUGCAACAGGUACAAAUCCCAUCUGGGUAGUAAAAACCCGACUUCAAUUAUCCGCUCGAAAAAUCCAACCUUCUUCAUCUUCCCCUAUACUUCAGCCUUCUCCAAUCCCAUCCUCUUCCGGCUUACCAAAACCCAUAAUACAAUCCAUUGCCGCCCUCCCUCAUCUCCCUUCUUCCACCCCAUCAUCUUCAAUCACUCCCUCUCGUCUCUCAGCACUAGAUAUGACUCUUCAAAUCAUUCGACAAGAAGGUUUUCGCGGACUAUACCGUGGUCUCUCAGCUUCAUAUCUCGGAGUAUCAGAAGGUGUCAUUCAAUGGGUCUUGUAUGAACGUUUCAAACGACUCAAUUCUGAUAAACCCCCUUCAUCAAAAUCACAAUCUCUCGCGGCGUACAUAACGGGUAUAGUGAGUGCUUCAGGAGGAGCGAAAGCAGUAGCUUCAUUGAUCACUUACCCCCAUGAAGUGGUGCGAACAAGAUUACGACAACCUGAUGUAGGUGGAAAGAAAAGAUAUACGGGGUUGAUACAAUGUUUGAGGUUGGUAAUUAAAGAAGAAGGUGUUAAAGGUUUGUAUGGUGGUUUGACAGCUCAUAUGUUUAGAGUGGUACCUAAUGCUGCGUGUAUGUUUUUGAUAUAUGAGUUGGUAGCGGAACGAUUAGGAUCUUGA